GGAUGCUGCAUGGAACGCCGGGCCGGGAGCGGCCCAAGGACAGCAAGUAUGGGCUCUCGUGGUACAAAAAUACAUUUGAGACCGAAGGGCUCUCGAUCAACGACAAGGGCGAGAUCACAGCGCUGCCGCCAACGCCCGACGCGGCCGAUGCGACCGACGCCAGCGCCACAGUCCUCGCGCGCCACCCGCUCGUGUCGACGCCGCUGCGCCCGCGCCAGCAUGCAGCUUCAUGGACGCGCCGCCAGGAGAAGAAGCUUGAACCUCUGGGUACGCGCCCGGCGUUCAAGACGAGUGCGCCCACCAAGCUCCUGGGACGCAUGAGCUGGGACCCGGACGUGCUCGAAAUCCGCGAGGCGAAUCGGCGCGGCCACGAGCCGUUGCCGCCCGAGAUCGCAAAGCUGCAAGCCGACAGCCUCGAGAGUCGACCGACGUCCCAGCCUGUGCGCGAAAUCCUCAAGCAGUCGGCGCUGCCGUACCAACCGCGCGCCGGAUCGGUUGCCAAGUUUACAAACCUAGCGCGCCAAAGCACGUUCAUCGACCGGUCCGUCGAUCGGCUCGUCGCGUCGCCGCGCGUCACGAUGAACGAUGACGACGCCGAGGACCUGCUCGAGGCGCUCGAGUCGCCGGCCCCGCCGACGCUCAAGUCGUCGCCGUCGUUUGGCCUCUCGCGCGUCAACCAGAAAAAGUACUUUGGCGCACCGGCGCGCCAGACGUUUUACGCCGACUACCGCGAACUCGCGGCCAAGCAGCAGCUCUACGCGAUACCAUUGGGCUCCAGUACGGUUGUCGACGCCAUUGGUCGAGGCGAGACGACGGACGACGAUGACGACGGCAGCGUCAACAUUGCGUCACCGAGAACGCACUGCUUGACGCGCAGCAUCAUGGCGGGGCGCCCCGCGAUUCCGCUCGUGAUUCGCAAAAACACCACCAACGUUUUCGACUUUUCGUACCAGUCGCUGGGCGACGCGUACAUGGAGCAGUUUGCCGAGUGCGUGGGGAGCCUUCCGUUUCUCGAAGAAAUCAACGUCCGCGACAACCGGCUCAGUGACAAGGGCCUCCACCGUCUCUUGACCGCUGUCCACCAGCACCUCCGACUGCGCAAGCUCGACAUUUCCGAAAAUACCAUUGGGGCCGACGCCGCUAAGAUCUUGCGCGUCAUGAUUGCGUCACCGACCUGCACGCUACAGCAUCUGGUCAUGGCGAAAGCCGACAUUGACGACUUUGAGUGCGCCGCCUUUAUGAGCGCGUUUGAGAAGAACGCGAGCGUCGAAGAACUCGUGAUGCCCCGGAAUCGCAUCGGCGAGGCCGAGCAGCUCAACGUCGUCAAGCCUGAGAUCACCACCGGCGGCGAAGCCAUUGCCUCCAUGCUGUACGUCAACGAGAAACUCACCAAGCUCGACUUGAGCUGGAAUUUACUACGACUCGAGUCGGGCGUGACGCUGGCCCACUCACUCGAGUACAACCGCAAUCUGCUCGAACUGCAUCUGGCGUACAAUGCGUGCGGCGACGCGGGCGCCAUGACGUUUGGCCACGUUCUCUCGCUCAAUACGACGCUGCGGGUGCUGGACCUGAGCUACAACAACGUGGGCUGUCGCGGCGCGCUCGUACUGGCGAGUGCGGCGAGUAACACCAAGUCGCUUCGGUUGCUGCUCCUCAACGGCAACAACAUUGGCAAGGAAGGCGGCCGCGCCAUCAUGUUUGCCAUGUGCAACAACAAGAGCGACCACGGCAUUGACAUUGAGAUUGCCGGCUGCAACCUCGCGUCGACGGGCAAAGCCGAAAAGGCCAUGUUUGACCCGACCAAUCCCGCUGGCGAGUACAACCUCGACCUCUCCGAGCCGUUUGACCAAAUGAUCGCCAACGAGCUCCUGCGACUCGCCACAUACAAGAAAGGCUGCCGCUUUGAGAAACUCAAGCACCACUCGCGCGUCGAGCGACAACAGAAGAAGACGAAAGAGCUGCGCAUCGACACGGCCGCGCUCCAAGCUGUGUUUCUCGGGCUCAACAUGCGCCCGACGCUCCCCACGUUGGAGGCGAUUCUGGCGGCCAUGAAGCAGCUGCAGCCAUCAACGUCGGUGGCCAAUUUGGACGAAUUCGACUUUAGCAACAUGUUCUUUUCGGCCCUGUUUUGCGUCAUUGACACGGAUUCGUCGGGCGGCAUUGACGCAGUCGAGCUCCAGACGGCGCUGCAGAUGCUCGAUAUUCACAUGACGGACCAUGACGUCACCAACGUCAUUGCGCAGUACGACCUCGACAACAGCGGCACGAUUGAGGGCCCCGAGUUUGUUGAAUUCAUCAAGUCGUACGUCCGACGGCAGUCGACCAUGCCGGCGAAGGACCAGGCGUUCGCUUUGCGAGACGUUGCGACCAACCAAGUGUGGCAGGUGCCGCAAGAAGGCCGGCUCGAGCUGGUCUUUGUGUACGAACGAGAGGCGACGCUCGACUCGGACGACGCCCGCCACCGUCUCUCGGACGGCGGCGUUGCCCAGCUUAUCAAGAACAUUCAGAGCCAAGCCAAGAGCUCCUCGGAGAAGCUCGAUCUUCUCAACAUGGCUGUGCACGACUCGGAGAUUUUGUUUACGGCGCCGCAAGCGUACGAGCUCCUCGAUCAAUGCGGCGGUCUCGCCAAGGACGUGCGCGUCAAAGAAAUUGCAAACCUCGUGCUGCAGAUGCUGACCGCGCGCGAGGCGCAGCGGCUCGUCUCAAUGGCGCUCUCGUUGCGGGAGCGCGCGAAGCUCAAGCUCGAGCUCGGAAACGCGUAUACUGUCAUCAUGGGCAACCCCACCGCGCACUUUUCGCUCGAUUUAAGCGCGCACACGGACCGGUGGGUCGCGAGGAAGCUCGUGGAAGUCGCGCAGUCGGAGAAGAAGGCGUCGAUCGCGUCCCAGCGGGGCGACACGUCGCAGCACGCUAACUGGGAAAACUAUCGCAACGAAAUGCUGGACGGCCAGCGCAUUGUGCUCACGACCUCGUUCUUUGACUCGCUGCCGCAAGCCGGGCGCCUCGAAUUCGACUAUGUAUCGACGCGCCGACCACCACCAGGCGCGCAAGCCCUGAGCGACCGGCGCUACACGCAGCUGCUCAAGGAGCUCGCACGGGACACGUACUAUGUCGACAUGUCGGAGCACGACAAGCACACGGCGACCACUUUGUCCCCGGCCCGCAUGCGCUGGCAGAAGAUUCGGGACUCGGUGCGAAGAGACCGGUUCUUCAACUUGACGACGUUUGCACAAGCGAAUAUUUUUCGCAUCAAAAACACCAAAGAGGAAAUCCGACUCAAGCUGAUUCAGAUUGAGAUUGUGACGAGCGACCGGUUCCUGACCGUCGCGCAAGCAAGUCGAAUUGUGCUGAGCAUGCCGAUCGGCAACUUUGGCCGCGUCGAAGCCGCGCGCCUUCUCUUCUCGCGGCUCAUGGACGCCGAGAACUUUGUCGACAUUUUCGAUGCGCUUUCGGUGCCCGAGCAAAAAGUGCUCGCGACGUACCUUGGGUGGCUCAACAUCCUCAACCCGCUCAAACCGGACCGGUACUACGAGCUCGAUUUAAGCGUCUUGGAGGACUACGCGGUCGCCAAGAUCCUCGUGCAUCUUGCGAUCGUCGAAGAGGGCGACAACUGGGUCGAUUAUUCGUAUGCGCCUGGCAAAAACGAACCUCCGCUUGCCAAUUGGGUCUUGCCAGCGUCGUGGGAUGCUGACGACACGGGCAAAGGCGAGGGUCCGCGCCGCAGCGGCAUUCUCAAGCUGCGCUUUCGGUCGACGCCCGAAGACGGCUGUGAGCCCGACUGGGACGCUCGCCAAGAGAUGAAGAAACGCGUGCUCUGUGGGCCUUGAGCAUAACAUCUAAUGCCAUCGAUUGCAGAUGUUGA
Molecule: messenger RNA, 3862 nt
Organism: Saprolegnia diclina VS20
Lineage: Eukaryota; Oomycota; Saprolegniomycetes; Saprolegniales; Saprolegniaceae
Exons: 15
Molecular function (GO): protein binding; calcium ion binding
Source: RefSeq, a predicted model, not a curated record